This is a messenger RNA of Halteromyces radiatus, 1798 nucleotides long. RefSeq lists its product as uncharacterized. The transcript has 4 exons. NCBI's taxonomy places the organism in Eukaryota, Fungi, Mucoromycota, Mucoromycetes, Mucorales, Cunninghamellaceae. The record is from RefSeq and is a predicted model, not a curated record. The coding region runs from base 141 to 1484 and encodes 447 amino acids.
GUUUUUUUUUCACAUGCUUUGACUUCAACAGAUAGAUAAAAAAAGAGCUUAAUUUUCUUUUUUGGCAUCCCUUUCCUUCCGCUCUCCACUUUUUUUUAUUCUUUUAUUUUUUUUCUAGUUUUCUUCUUUUAUUAUUUACAAUGCCAUUACUUGGAUCAAAGAAUAAGAAAAAGACAAGUCCUGGAACUCUUAGACCUUCUAGUUCAGCUACUACUACUUCAACUACUUCAACUAACAAUAAAACUAAUAAUAACACAACUAUAUACCCUCAUCAAUCCAAUUUACUAUCAAGACUACCUAUAAAUGCAUCUACUCCUACAGUAUAUCAUCAACAUCAAUAUAAUACCAACUUAUCUAAUCGUACUACACCUUCUUUAUCUGACUAUUCACAACAACAACAACAACAAUUGAUAUCUCCUUUUGACAGUCCGACACCCACCCCCAGUACUUCUUGGACUUCGGAAAUGAGUGCUUUUGUAGAUAAACUUCGGGAUGAUGCCGCUGCUAUGGUGGCUUCCAAUAAAUAUCAACCUCAACAACCUACACAAACUCCUUUAGAUAGAAAAAGUGUUUCUCAAGGUAUGAAAUUAGUCGCUAUUGCUGCUGACGAAUAUGAAGAUGGAAAUGAUGCUGUGGCCUUGGAUAUCUAUCUUUCUGGCAUUGAUAAAAUAUUGAUGGCUUUACCAAACAAAACUGAUCCUAGAACAAAGAUAGCAUUAAGGGAAAAAUUAAUAAGUGUGGAAGAACGUGUAGGGAUUUUGAAUCUUGCCAUUCAAUACAAAAGAUUGCCCAAUAUUCAAUCUAAUGAUCAUGAUGAUAGCAAUCAAUACCUGGAUAACAAUGAUGAUACUAUCAUGAUAUCUGGACAUACAGGUGCAACUACAACAACUACAAAAACAUCUGUAUUUUCAUCCAUCUCAACUACUAUCAGCACUAUCAGUUCGAUUGGAUCUACAACUGUACAAGCAUGGGAAGAAAACAAUGCAUCGAUGCAACUUUUAGAUCAGCAGGAUCCUAUCCACCGAUUUAAACGAUUUGGACGAUUUGUGAUCAAUACGAGUGUAUGUCUUGCUAUUAUGGUGAAACGAUCUCCCGUGCCUGACCUCAUUGGUUUGAUAUGUAGUUAUCUUGUCCAUGUUCUCUCUUAUUUAGAUCAUCAAUAUCAAGUUCGACAAAAAAUGCAAUCGGUUGGAAUAGAAUGUAUAAAGUUGUUAUUGGCGGCGGAUGAACAUUAUCAUUUACAUGAACUUGCUUCGGAAACCUUAUACAUGUUGAUCGCUGCUAGUCUUAAGGCCGCUGUGGCGUUCAAGGAAAGUCCUAGUUACCGUCAUCCGACAUCUUCUCCGGCUUCUUCUUCUCCUUCUUCUGAUUCUUCAUCGGAUGGCAAAGAUAUCAGUCAAAUUGAAUAUCAAGAUUCUCCUUCUCCUCCUCCUCCUUCUACCUCUGGGUCUAGAUUACCAUGGAUUCUUUCUGGUUGGUAUUAACUUUAUCAUUUUCUUUAUCUUUUAGAUACAAUUAUAUUAUAUUACUUUUAUAUAUAUAGUUCUCUUUUUUUUUCCUUACCCCCUUUUUCCCCAUUUGUAUACUUCUCCUUUCCCUCACUCCUUUUUAUGCAUCAUCACAUCUUGUUUUGAUGACCCCACUUUAGUUUACUUUAUUGAAUGUAUUAGUGCAUGAUUGAUAUACCUACUUGAAUAAAUAAAAAAAAAUGAAAAAAAUGGUACAUACAAUUUAGGAUGAUGUUUGAUUUGUCAAUGAUGUUGUUUGUCAUCUAAGUCCAAAAAAAGAAUGACUCUAG